UUUUCACAGACUGUCUUAACACAGGAGGAGGGUUCAAACUCCACCACUCUCCUUGCUCCUGUUGUCUCCUCCUAUUCCUUCAGUGAGUCGGAGGUGUGUUGGCAGCUUGAGUGGAACAGAAAGUCGGAGCUGCAACGAAGUGAGAGCAGCAGAGAGACGAGCUACACAGGUCACUCUUCAGUCUCGGUGUGAGUCAACAGCCUCAACAUGACCUCUGACCCCAGAAGCCUACAAGCUCCUGCACGAUCCAGGAGUCUCUUCAACAGCAUCAAGUUCUUUGUGUUUUGCCACAGUUUGCUGCAGCUGGCCCAGCUGUUGGUGUCAGGCUACAUGAAGAGCUCCAUCUCCACCAUCGAGAGGCGCUAUGGCCUAUCCAGCCAGAAGUCUGGGCUCCUGGCCUCCUUCAACGAGGUGGGAAACACCAUCCUCAUCAUCUUUGUGAGCUUCUUUGGGAGUCGAGUCCAUCGGCCACGGUACAUCGGAGCUGGAGCUCUGCUCGCUUGCCUGGCCUCUCUGCUGAUGGGGGUAACACACUUUAUGAGUGAACCGUACCACUACACAAAGAGCAUCUUUGCCUCCAAUGAAAAAAGUGCCAACCUCUGCCAAUCAGAAAGCUCAGUAACCACCUCAUCCUACAAUCAGACCUGCCUGAAACAGGAGACCCCCGCCCAGCAGGGGAUCUACCCCAUGCUGCUCCUGGGUCAGCUGCUGUUGGGCGUCGGAGCCGUCCCCAUCCAGCCCUUUGGCAUCUCCUACAUCGACGACUACGCCAGCAGAAGGAAUUCCCCGCUCUACCUUGGCAUCCUCCUUGCUAUGACCUCGAUCGGUCCGGCCUUCGGAUUCAUCACUGGGUCCCUCAUGCUGCGCUUCUAUGUUGACUUUGACAAGGUACCCAAAGAGGCGAUCGAGUUGGACACUAAAGACCUGCGCUGGGUGGGAGCAUGGUGGCUCGGCUUCCUGGUAGCCUCGUGUGUCCUCUUUCUCACUGCACUGCCUUACCUCUUCUUCCCCAGAAACAUGCCCAAAGAGGAAGAUCCAGACGAUAUUGAGUCCCAACCAGACAGUAAGGAGCAGCAGCAGCAGACAGACACACAACGGGAACCUACCCUCAUUCAGUUCCUCAAAAGUUUUCCUAAAAUCGCUCUGCGAACGCUGCGAAAUCCCAUCUACCUGCUGGUGGUUCUGGCUCUGGUGAACUUGUCAGCUCUGCUGUCUGGCCUCGCCACCUUUAUGGCCAAGUUCAUUGAGAAACAGUUCAGCCAGAGUGCCUCUUUCUCCACCAUGAUGAUAGGAGGAGUCGGGAUCCCAAUGGCGGUACUGGGGACCGUCCUGGGUGGAGCUCUGAUGCGACGGUUCAGUCUUUCAGUCAGUGGUGCCAGCAAAUUGUGCACAAUAGCCAUUCUUCUCUGCAUGCUAACCGCCCUACCAAUGCUGUUCAUCGGCUGUCCCACACAGAACAUUGCUGAGGUCUCUAACAACAGCUAUGAUUUGUUUCAGUGCAGUUCUAGCUGUCACUGUUCUGAGGAGGCGUUUAACCCGGUCUGUGGUUCAGACGGCAUGGAGUUCAAGUCUCCUUGCCAUGCUGGCUGUCAAUCUGUAGAAACAGACAACUUCAGCAAAGUCGUGAACUACAGUGAGUGCCGGUGUGUCGGUGGCCUCGGCUUCGCCCUACCUCGGAGCUGCGGCAGUGGGUGUGAGCAUCUCCUCCUACCCUUUGUGGUCCUGCUGGGUCUCACUGCCUUCAUCGCCGCCUUUUCCCAAACACCAUCAUGCAUGAUGAUACUCAGGGAGGUGCCUCCGGAGGAUAAGUCUUUUGCAGUGGGAGUUCAGUACAUGCUGUUCAGAGUCCUCGCAUUCAUGCCCGGUCCGGUGUUGUAUGGUAGUGUCAUCGACACCACCUGCAUCUUAUGGGGCAAGAAAUGUGGCAAGCAGACUUCCUGUCAAUACUACGACCUAGAGCGCUUCAGAAACAGGUUUCUGGGACUGCAGGUGGUCUUUGUGUGUGGGGCGUUGCUCUGCUACCUCCUGACAAUCGUUGUCCUGCGGAAAAGAGACAGGUAUCAAGAAAGGGAUUACCAGAUGGUGAACCAGAAAAUAUCAGAGAAUGCCAAAGAAAAAGAACUGAUGACAUGAAGAGGAUUCUGAGAAAACACUUUUCAUGGAGACUGCAUAGGUAGCUUUUUUCUAUGCUGGUUGAAAGGACCCUGCCACUAAGCAGCAAAUUACUCGGUCUGGUGAAUGCUUCACUUAUAACGGAGCAAUGUGCCUGCAUUAUAAGGCAAAAAGAUUUUUUUUUUAUCACUGUUUUGUUUAUACAUCAUGGCUAACAUUUCAGAAUGGUUUUCUUGUUUUUAUAUCGAACUUCUUAAUGUGACUGACAGCAUGUACUUUACAUUACACUUAUACAUUGUGACUAUCCAACUUUAGUGUUUUGGCUUCCCUCAUGUUGGGUUUUUGUAGCCAGAAGUGAGGAUAAACAUAAUAUAUGCAAUCAUAUACUUAAGCACAUCUAUAUAUAUAUAGUAUAAGGUAAAUGAUCAAAAAUAUGAUGUCUUGCUAUUGAAAUUUAGUUAAAGUAACACUUGCCUGGCUUGAAAAUAAGGAAAAAAUAUCACUUUGUAGGCAGACACAUGAGUUGCUAUUGGCAACGUGUAAUGAUAGGACUACACUGUGGGACACCACUGUACCAAAUUCCACUUCUUCUGCAUGUAUAAUAUUUCCUGUUUUGAUGUCUAUAUGCACUCUCAUAUAUAAAUUAUGCGGAAGAUUGUGCUGCAGAAUUACAAAUCAGUCGCUUUUCAACUGCUUCUGUAAUUACAGAGUCAGCCAGACUCAAGUGUCCAUUAGAGAAAUUGAAAUGAAGCCAGCAAUGAAAUGCAAAAAAACUGGGCACUUCAACUGUGGCCUUAUUUUCCAGCAUCUGAGAAUGGACCUUGGUUUAAACACAGAAACAAAGGAACAAACACUUCUCAGCAUAAUAACAUUGAGCUAACAAUUUAAGAUGAGCUCAUGUCCUUUAAAUGCAAACACAGACAUCUAAAUUCACAUUUCACAACCAUCAAGGUCUGUGGAAAAAAAGGUUUAUCUUCUUUAUUGAAUAAUCAGUAAGAUGGCUUAUCUAAUCAAACCCAUAAAUGUUUACCAAUAUCUCAAAGAACUUUUAGUUCCAAGCAGAAAUUGUCCAUGUUAGCAUAAAGUCAGACAGGAAGCUCAUAAUCUGUAGUUUUAGUUAUAGCAAGGCUGCAGUGCGGAAUGAAGAUCAUCUGGAUUUAGUCAGCGUCCUUUCACUAAGAGAAAGAAUUUUCACGUUAAUGUACACAUUAUUGUGAACAUCAGUUUCCAGUUUCUUCACGUGUCACUGCUUAACAAACACUUAGCGAGUAGCUGCAGAGUGUUUGCAAACAAGUCGGCACCUUUCAUACAAACUUCAUACAACCCUUGCUACUGCAAGGAACGUUGUACUACAGCACACUAUACCUGUUUGUGAAAAAUUUCACUGACUGCUAGCAAACUCCAGCAAUGAAUCACAACCAACCGGUGGUUGCCAGGCAGUCUUUAGGCCUGUGGGACUGGGGUGAAGUAAGUUACUGACACCCUCAGGUGCUGCGUAAAAAUACUCACAUUGUAAAAGUGGACCUUUGCAGUAUAUGUGCAUGAGCCUGAUAUACAAAAAAAUUGUCUCACUAAACAUACUUUAUUUAACCAUUAAGAACAGCCUUGGUUAGAGUAGUGGCUUACAAAAAGCAAAGGCAUAAAAAGGAACAUUAAACAUUAAAAGAACAGCAGACUUCCAAAAACAUGUCAGUAGGCCCAUUGGUAAAACGGUGCCUCUGGUGGUGGAAGGCUUAGUUACAUUUUUCAGAUGUAAUUAUGAAAAGUACCUUUAAAUUUGGCAAACUCUCUAAUAAUGAGCUCAGUGUACUUACAGUGAUCCCUGUGACCCCAACGUUCAGGCUGCAGACUGCUCUAAAUAUUCACUUUAUCACAGUUUUUUCUACUUUUUCUACUUUUGGAUCUAUGAGACAUCGCCAAGAGGCAAUAUCCCUAAUAUGGUCCGCCUACCUGCUAGUCAAACUUUCUGUUUACAAGGAGCAUUUGAAGCUGUCUUAAAGGUGGAAGAGCUAAAACAGCUCAGUAAGGUGGCUACACAACAACCUAGUAUGAAACAAAGUUUAUUUUGAACUGUGAAUCAUGCACACAAUUACAAAUACAGUUGUUACCUCUGAUAGAUCAAUGUGAUUGUUGUCUUAAAGACAAUAUAUCUGCAAAAGCAUCGCUAUAGGAAGAAGUUUCAGAUGUGAAAAAAUGUGGUCAUUAUAUCAUUUCCUGCACAUCGGUUAAAUUACUUCCAGCACAGAUUCCUUUAAAUCACAUGUUCACUUUCACAUUUAAAUACGUAAACAGAAAUCUUAUUUCAACAUUACACUAAUGAGGAAGCUUCAGCUUUCAUCACUGACCUCCUGCUGAAUAUUUUUAGUGUGCCAUCAUUUUUACUGGAAAUAAAAUGAGAGAGAAACGUCCCUCUGUAAAGUGAAUAUAUUUGUGCUGUGAUCUUGAAGAGAGCGAGCAGCUAGGCCAGCUUGUAUCAGACAGAGGGUGGACUGAGGGCUGAACCAGAGCCCAGUAUGAGACGAAUAACAAUUAUUGUCAACUGUGAACCAUGCAAAGCUACUCUAGUAGAGCUCAAGAAUAAAAAAAAUAUGGAGUUAUAUUGAGCAGAAAAGGUUUUCUAUAUGGGGGAACUAGAACUUUACCAGAACACUGUGACGGGAUUCUGGAGUCACGAAAAGACUUCAAAGAGAUUAAAGAAGAAAAAACUAAAGACAGAGGGAUGGCAAACAAACAGAAAGUACAAAAAGGCGCCACGACACUAUUUUUAUAUGAAAAUGUUUGUAAGAAUGUUUUUAACAUGUGAAUUCAUGAGUUUUAUUCUUCUGGCACAAACGGAUCCUGUGGAACAUUUUCCGAGUUUUGAUGAAUUUAAUCCAGUGAGAUGUUUUCAGUGUUUCGUCAUUUUUUUAUAAACUGUUUUCUACAAGUUUGAUAAAAUUAUAUUGUGCUGAAUGUUUCAGUGUUUGUAUGAUAACCUUUCAUACUCAGAACGUUAUUCUGUAAAUAUUUCUAUCCAAUUGAACAGUGCAUAAAGGACACUGGCUUUAUAAAAAAUAUAUGAAAUAUAUAUCAUUUUCGAAUAAAGUGGAGCAGUAUAACUAAAAUACCAAUUGAAAUGCGAUGGAAAAAAAUGGUAAUUUUCUUUUGUAUUUUUUUGUAUUUUUCAAAUUAAUUGACACAUUUAAUGUUGAACAAUUUCUUGCUUGCUCAACUUAUAAAGUGUUUAUUUUUCCACAUGAUUUGUGGACAUGUCUACAUUGUUUACUGCUUUUUUUAUGUAAAAGAUAAAUUGUCAAAUAAAAAGCAACUUGGUUUUUCUGACCAUUUA
Messenger RNA from Oreochromis niloticus (Nile tilapia), 5440 nucleotides. It is a transcript of the gene slco2b1, whose product is annotated as solute carrier organic anion transporter family, member 2B1. Gene Ontology annotation, biological process: bile acid and bile salt transport; sodium-independent organic anion transport; transmembrane transport. The transcript is spliced from 15 exons. Gene Ontology annotation, cellular component: basolateral plasma membrane; apical plasma membrane. Gene Ontology annotation, molecular function: protein binding; bile acid transmembrane transporter activity. The record is from RefSeq and is a predicted model, not a curated record. Bases 208 to 2133 code for a protein of 641 amino acids. Lineage: Eukaryota; Metazoa; Chordata; Actinopteri; Cichliformes; Cichlidae.